This is a messenger RNA of Chroicocephalus ridibundus (black-headed gull), 2757 nucleotides long. It is a transcript of the gene RTF2, whose product is annotated as replication termination factor 2. The coding region runs from base 84 to 1007 and encodes 307 amino acids. The transcript is spliced from 9 exons. NCBI's taxonomy places the organism in Eukaryota, Metazoa, Chordata, Aves, Charadriiformes, Laridae. The record is from RefSeq and is a predicted model, not a curated record. Gene Ontology annotation, cellular component: nucleus. Gene Ontology annotation, biological process: site-specific DNA replication termination at RTS1 barrier; mitotic DNA replication termination.
CGGUGACGCGCUCAGGGCACGCCGGAAGUGCUUCAGUUCCGCGGGGGAAGCAGAGCCGGAAGCGCGGCGCAGCGGGCAGCGAGAUGGGAUGCGAUGGCGGCACCAUCCCCAAGCGACACGAGCUGGUCAAGGGGCCCCGCAAAGUUGAGAAGGUUGACAAAAAUGCUGAGUUGGUGGCAAGAUGGUAUUACUGUGCUCUGAGUCAAGAGAAGUUAUGUCGACCAAUUGUAGCCUGUGAGUUAGGCAGGUUGUAUAAUAAAGAUGCUAUCAUUGAGUUUUUGUUGGACAAGUCAGCCGAUAAAACUCCUAUGGAAGCUGCAUCCCAUAUCAAGAGCAUUAAGAAUGUAACAGAACUAAACCUUGCAGAUAAUCCAGCUUGGAGCGGUGACAAAGAGAGUAUAAAAGGUGACAAAUACGAUGACAUCCAGUCUGCACGCUUUAUAUGCCCUGUGGUGGGAUUGGAAAUGAAUGGAAGACAUAGGUUUUGCUUCUUGAGAAAUUGUGGCUGUGUGUUCUCUGAACGUGCUCUCAAAGAAAUUAAAUCGGAAGUUUGUCACAAGUGUGGUGUUCCCUUUCAAGAGGAAGAUGUGAUUGUCCUUAAUGGUAAUAAAGAAGAUGUGGAAGUAUUGAAGAAAAGAAUGGAGGAUAGAAGACUUAAAAGUAAAUUAGAAAAGAAAUCAAAGAAAUGUAAGUCAGCAGAAUCAGCUUCUCAGCAAGAUACCGCUGAAGAGUCUCCAGGUCCAUCAAAGGCUAAGAAUGGAAAGGAUUCUGUCAGUUCCAGUUCUGGAGAAAAGAGGCAGAUUAUCUUCACCAAAAGUUCAGAUAAUGGAAAUUCAUCUGUGCCAGGAAAAGUCAAUAAAGCUGCUUCUACUACUACGAAGAGAUCCAUUGCAGACAGCGAGGAGAAAUCUGAGGCAUACAAAUCUAUUUUUACAUCACACAGCUCAGCAAAACGUUCAAAGGAAGAGUGUUCCAAUUGGAUUACUCACACAGCAUACUAUUUCUGAAACAAUGAUGAGCCUGAUUGUAACAUUCAUUACUGCUUUCCUUCCCUAAGGCUUUUUCUGUACAACUCUGAUACAGGACUUUUGUUGUAAUCUGAUGUUAUCUGGAAUUAUUCAGUUUGUAAGUUGUUUAUAAACUUGUGACAUGCAACUUCUGUUAGAUAAGAAAUAGAUCACCAGAAUCCCUGUUGUAUCAGCAGACUGCAUUCUAAAAUGAUAGAUUAUUUGCACAGAAAUUUUUCUCUUCUUCUCCCAGUUGGAUGCUGUCAGUCACACUAGCCAGUGUCCUCAGUAGCAGGAUCUGCCUCCUGUUCUCUUCUAUUGGUAUUUGCCGCAACUGUAACUAUCGUUUUCAAUGCAUUAGUACAGAAGUUGAAACUUUAUGAAACUUUCUGUCAGUAAAAAGAGCAAUAAUGCUUUUCUUUUGUACUAGCUGACUGGGCCCUCAGUAGAACUAGGUUCUGUAGGUGCUUUUGGGUGGAAUAUAUGAAAGCAUAAUCUUGAAAAUGUUUGUACAACAUUCUUAUUGUAGAUAUUGUUGUCGCCUGUUUUUAAUAACAGGGGAUUCACUUGUAAAUCAUUAUCUAUAAAGAUGAGCCUGUAAUAGUAAGGCUGUUGUUUUCCCACAAAGGUUUUGGGGGUCUUCUUUGGGGGUGGGCGUUUUCAAGUUACAAGUAUCAGGUCUGAGCUUGCUUUCUUUUGUCACAGGAUCAGAAUCCAGUGGAACAGAAGUAUGAGUUUCUUUGCUUUUCUGCUGAAACAGUAAGGUUCUGUGUACAUCUCCGGAGCAAUUUGCCAUUUUGAAUUCAGCAACUUACAUGAAAAUAGGAGCCUUUGCACAGGGUCAGAGAAAAACGUGUGGUGACCAAAUAGGAGCAGGCAGAUCUUAACUGGCUUUUUAAGGAGAAACAGUUGGUCACCGGUGUCCUGCAGGUCCAACCUGUUGGUGGCUGAUGGAGGGAACCCUUCUCAAGGCUGGAGCUGGCUUCUGAGAACCUUUCUCUUUCACUUGCAGGCAACUCAAAUGUGCUGCUUUCACAACAUCUGCAGUACGCAUUGUUUUAUUUUCUGACAUAAAAUUCUUAACAGCAACCAACUAUUUGACUGUUAAUUGCUUGUUACAGAAAGAUGCUAAGCAUAGGACAUCACUCAGUUUUGCUUUUAUAUUUAUGCUUUUUAUCCCUGUGACGUUGAUUUAAAUAAAACUUUCUGUUGUCAUCUGACCAUAACACUUCGUGUUCUGUUGAACAGAUAUACAAGUGCUUAUUUUGUCAGCGUUAGAACAGAAUAACUUUUUACGGGCUUUCCUUUGGGCCUUUUGUUCUUAGCUUUUUUCCAAGCACAGGAAUCCUUUUUAAAUGUUAAUGUUCCAUAGCAAUGAUUUAGUGGCUGAAUAUUUGAAUCCAAUAAUAUCUACAUUAAAUGACCAGAGGGAGGGAUGGAAGCUUUUCACCUUCAUCUCUUCCUUUUAAAAUUAAAAUAUGCUUUUAUAAUCUUGGCACAAACUAAGCAGAAAGUCGGAGGCUUUUAAAACCACUGCAUGAUGUUACCUUUGUGUGUGAAAAUGAUUAAUUAUCCUCAUAAUUUAUUUUUAAAAGUGUCCCCGCUUAUAAUUGGCAAUAGUUAAUUGGCGAUUCAGAUGCUGUGUUUAUAUUUGCGUAGGUGGUCUCCAUGAUUCAAGCAUGUUGAAUGAAACUGCUAGGAUUUUAUUAUUAUUUUGAUAGGUAUAAUUAAAAAUUGGCUUGUUGUGGAA